AUGUUGUUGAAGAUAGAUCUUCAAAAAGCGGCCCCUAUCAACUCUCCAAGCACAGCCGGGGUCCUGCCGGCCCGAAUCCUUCUGCAUGGACUGCCUCAGGGCUGUGCCGGAGCCGGCAAACCGAGAGACAGGUCCGUGCCCCGCUCCGGCCGGGGCAGCUCCGCCUGCGGCCGCCUCUGCGCCAGCCGCGGCCACCCGCCCGCAGCUUCUCGGGUGAGACCUGGCGAGCGGUCCCACCAGCGGUCUCCUGCCUCCUCCUCCGGGUCCCUCGGAAAUGAGCCGUGCUCAGAGCAGGGAGCGAGGCGAGUGCCAGCCCGCAGCCUCUCUGUUCGAAGGAGCCCGCCGGAGCAGGGUGAGCUGCCGCCCGUAUGCCAGCCCAGGUACCUGGGAAUAACAAGACCUCUUACGUACCCUGUAAGGCAGAAUGGGAAGUGUAUGGCCAAAAUGAUCCUGUGUGUCUGGCUUUUAUCUGCCUCUAUCACCAUUCCCCCGCUCUUCGGCUGGGCCCAGAAUGUAAAUGAUGAAAAAGUUUGUCUCAUCAGUCAAGACUUUGGCUACACCAUUUACUCCACAGCAGUUGCAUUUUACAUUCCGAUGUCAGUGAUGCUUUUCAUGUACUAUCAGAUUUAUAAAGCUGCCAGGAGGAGUGCUGCUAAACACAAGUUCACUGGUUUCCCCCGCCUGGAAGAAAUGGAAGGGAUUUCUGUGAAUGGACUUGUAAAACUGCACAAGGAAUCUGAAGAAUGUACUAAUUUUUCACGACUCCUAAAGCAUGACAAGAAAAACAUUUCCAUCUUCAAAAGAGAACAGAAGGCUGCCACCACCCUUGGGAUUAUUGUUGGGGCUUUCACAGUCUGCUGGCUGCCCUUUUUCCUCCUCUCCACUGCAAGGCCCUUCAUCUGUGGUACAGCAUGCAGCUGCAUCCCACUCUGGGUGGAGAGAACAUUUCUAUGGCUGGGCUAUGCAAACUCUCUCAUUAACCCUUUUAUAUAUGCCUUCUUCAACCGGGACCUGAGGACAACCUAUCGCAACCUGCUGCAAUGCAGAUACAGGAAUAUCAACCGCAAACUCUCAGCCGCAGGGAUGCACGAGGCUCUGAAGCUUGCAGAAAAGCCAGAAUUUGUUCUGAGAAGUUCUGAUUUCUCCAGGGAAAAAGAGUCAUGACCAAAUGUGCUUCAAAGCAGCCAGAAAAAGUCAAGCCAGAACAGGAAGAAGAAAAAUGAAGAGUUGGCUUCCAAGGAACUGGAUAGAUUUAUGAAAUCUACUUCAUCUUCCUUUGAUGAGAAUGUGCUGAAAAUAUUCCAUGAGCUCAAUGCAUUACAUUAAAUAUAUUUCUAUUGGAAGUACUCACUUCUUGUUUGUUGUGGAGGAAAAUGCUGCUACAUACAAAUGAAAAUAGUUUUCUGCCUGAGAAAGCCAAAUAAUUUCAGCAAUAAGUUUGACACAGGGCAGGGGCAAUGCCACUAAAACUCAAAGAUAAAGCGUUGUACAGAUUUCCACCACAUUAAACUAUGUAGAACAACAUUUGUAUGCUUAUUAUGCUUGUGGAUCCUAAUAUUGGUAUUCAUAUUCAGGGAUUGUCAGUGAUACUGAAUGUAUUUUGCUGUACUAGAAAAAAGAGGUUUUGAGGCAAAUGCUGUCUCUGUGGAUGCUUUCAGAGCUUGUGUUAAAGAGAUGCUGUACACCUGCAAUGGGAUUGAGAAUGACAACAAUAAAAGACCAACUUUUUGUUAAAGA
Molecule: messenger RNA, 1737 nt
Organism: Cyanistes caeruleus (blue tit)
Lineage: Eukaryota; Metazoa; Chordata; Aves; Passeriformes; Paridae
Source: RefSeq, a predicted model, not a curated record